GAUAUGCGGUGACAAGCGGAGAUUCUAACCUAAUCGGUGAUAACCUUGAAAAUCACUCAGCGGUGCGUGAACGUGGCACGAGCGUGAAUAUUCGUUGCUGACUCACUCGUAUGGAUGUUAAUAUGAGGAGGAAACUCGACAAGGAGGAUCGAUCUGCAGAGGAUGGCGUCGUCGACUCGAGCAGCAGCCAGGAGCCGUCUGAUCUGCGGGGAGACGAGAAGAAUAUUGCGAUUUUGUUCUUUUUAUACCUGCUUCAGGGUAUUCCAUUGGGAUUAUGCGGCUCGAUCCCUAUGCUGUUGCAGAAUAGAGGAGUUUCCUAUCGCCAACAGGCAGAAUUUAGUUUUGUACAAUGGCCAUUUUCGUUGAAGCUCUUUUGGGCCCCCAUAGUAGACUCCAUUUUUUCCCAGAAGUUUGGAAGGAGAAAAACUUGGUUGAUUCCCACUCAGUAUUUAAUGGGUUUAUUCAUGCUUCUUUUGUCCAAUUAUGUGAACCAUUGGUUGGGAAAGGAACAUGAGAAGCCUAAUAUUGAAAUGUUGACUGCAUUAUUUUUCUCCUUAAACGUACUUGCUGCAACUCAGGAUAUUGUAGUAGAUGGAUGGGCACUUACAAUGCUUAAAAGGUGCAACGUUGGCUAUGCAUCUACCUGCAACAGUGUCGGCCAAACAGCGGGCUACUUUAUUGGCUAUGUUUUAUUUAUUUCGCUGGAGUCCGCUGAAUUUUGCAACAGUUACUUGAGGUCGACCCCUUCUGAUAAAGGCAUACUAACUCUACCCGGAUUUUUAUAUUUCUGGGGCUGGACAUUUAUCAUUACAACAACGUUUAUUGCGUUAUUCAAACACGAAGAUAAAGGCAGAGUUUCAAAAGGCGUAGACUUAAACAUGGAUAUUAAGCAUGCAUACAAGCUGCUAUGGGACAUAGUUAAAUUACCAGCCAUAAAGACCACGAUUAUAUUUCUCUUGACUGCAAAGAUCGGAUUUUCAGCAUGCGAUGCUGUAACUAGUUUAAAGCUUAUAGAAGCCGGUUUUCCGAGAGAGAAAUUUGCUUUUAUGGCCGUGCCUAUGAUACCAUUGCAAAUAAUUUUACCACUAAUAAUCUCGAAAUAUACUGCUGGACCCAGACCUAUGGAUGUUUACAUGAAAGCUAUGCCUUAUAGGUUGGCAUUUGGCUUAAUAGCGGCAUGUUUGGUGUGGGUUACACCAUUCAUUGUAAUCAAUGGAUAUGUUCCAGUUUAUUAUUUUGUAGUAUUGAUAGGCUUAUACUUCAUACACCAGAUUUCUGCAAGUAGUAUGUUUGUGGCAUCGAUGGCUUUUUUUGCAAAAGUCAGCGAUCCGGCAGUUGGCGGAACAUACAUGACAUUACUGAAUACUUUGUGCAAUCUUGGUGGAAAUUGGCCUGCCACGGCUGCGCUUUGGUUUGUCGAUCCCUUAACAUUUAGACAAUGCAAUACUGAUUAUGCAAAUGACUGUAGCACGAUUACGGAGAGAGAGCUCUGUGCAAAUACCAACAAUGGUGUUUGUGUUAUGCAACUCGAUGGUUACUACAUAGAAAGCAUUCUUUGCUUAAUAAUAGGUUUCUCUUGGCUUAGAUGGGGUCGUAGAAAAAUUAAUAUAUUACAAGCAAAACCGAUGUCAGCGUGGAAAAUUGUACUUACCCGUAACAACAGAUAUUUCAUAGAAGUUUUGUAAAACAGAAGACAUGUGCGACGCAUGUUCGCAGUUUAUUGUAAAUAUAUCUAAAAGUAUUUUAUGCAUAAAGAACGCAUGACGAAAUACAUAAACGCAGGAUGUUAAUAAAAAUUUUCAUAUAAAAAGUUGGAGCUGAUGUGUAUAUGUUUUAUUUCAACUUUUUUGUACUUUCCUGACGGCAAUAUAGAGAAAUAAACACAGUCACAGCCAUGAAGACGAAAUAUCAGGUAUGAAUAUGAGUAAUCAGAUAUAGUCACUUCAAAUAUAUAUAUGGAUAGACGUUACUCGUGUGGAUAUUAUAACAGUUAAUGUGUUGCAUGAGAACAAUAUUGUACAUAACGACACAAUUACGAGUAUAUUACAUUUUGUAUUAGUUUUGAGAAAUUCAAGCGUGCGUGUGCGUGUGCGUGUGUGUGUUUUCGGUUUAUACACAAUUAUUUUAUCUAUCUACAUGCAAGAUUUUGUAUCAAGUUUCAGUAAUUGAAGAAAGAUACGAAGAAUUACGCUAAGAAAUAUUUUUGUAAAUAAAAAUUGGACUUUUAAUAAUUUGUUUGUUAAUGUUCCAGUUCGAGAUCACUUUAUACAUGAAUUCGCAUUAUAAUUGCAAUAAUUGUCAAUUGCAAAAUAUAUCACUCAUUUGCU
Messenger RNA from Cyphomyrmex costatus, 2327 nucleotides. Its product is annotated as acetyl-coenzyme A transporter 1. The coding region runs from base 111 to 1685 and encodes 524 amino acids. Gene Ontology annotation, molecular function: acetyl-CoA transmembrane transporter activity. The transcript has 9 exons. Gene Ontology annotation, biological process: acetyl-CoA transmembrane transport. NCBI's taxonomy places the organism in Eukaryota, Metazoa, Arthropoda, Insecta, Hymenoptera, Formicidae. Gene Ontology annotation, cellular component: membrane. The record is from RefSeq and is a predicted model, not a curated record.